Messenger RNA from Gasterosteus aculeatus aculeatus (three-spined stickleback), 2509 nucleotides. Lineage: Eukaryota; Metazoa; Chordata; Actinopteri; Perciformes; Gasterosteidae. The record is from RefSeq and is a predicted model, not a curated record.
CGCUCGUUUGCUGCGUUGCUCGUUUGUCACAUCCGCGUUUUUGACAUUUUUUGUUUCCUCCCCAUCUCUCGCCUCUCUGCCAGAUGUGGGGGCACGGUGGGAGCCAUAUUGACGUGUCCGCUGGAAGUAGUGAAGACCCGUCUGCAGUCCUCCUCCAUCACCCUCUACGUGUCUGAGGUGCAGCUCAGUACGGUCAACGGGGCCAGCGUGGCCCGCAUGUCCCCCCCGGGGCCCCUGCACUUCCUCAAGUUGAUCUUGGAGAAGGAGGGACCUCGCUCCCUCUUCAGGGGCCUGGGGCCGACCUUGGUGGGCGUGGCGCCUUCCAGAGCGAUCUACUUCGCUGCCUACUCCACCGCCAAGGAGAAGCUGAACGGCGUGCUGGAGCCCGACUCCACACAGGUCCACAUGGUGUCGGCAGGAAUGGCAGGUUUUACAGCCAUCACGGCAACCAAUCCAAUAUGGCUGAUAAAAACCCGUCUCCAGCUGGAUGCGAGGAAUCGAGGCGAGCAGCAGAUGAGCGCGUUCGAGUGCGUGCGGCGGGUGUAUCGGUCGGAGGGCCUGCGGGGCUUCUACCGGGGAAUGUCUGCAUCCUACGCCGGCAUCUCAGAGACUGUGAUCCACUUUGUGAUCUAUGAAAACAUCAAGCGGCGCCUCCUGGAGGCCAAGGCGCCGCCCAACAUGGACGAGGAGGAGGAGACGUCCAAAAACGCUUCGGACUUUGUUGGGAUGAUGCUCGCCGCCGCCACCUCCAAGACCUGUGCCACUACUAUCGCGUAUCCUCAUGAGGUGAUCCGCACCCGGCUACGCGAGGUGGGCACCAAGUACAACUCGUUCUUCCAGACUCUAACGACGGUGCCCCGGGAGGAGGGCUACCGCGCCCUGUACCGCGGCCUCACCACCCACCUGGUGCGCCAGAUCCCCAACACCGCCAUCAUGAUGUGCACCUACGAGCUGGUGGUCUACCUGCUGACUGGUUAAAAAGCCUGCCCAUUGCCCCCUCCCCUCCCUGUCCUCCCUUAUGUACACAGUGUGUGUAACCCUGAUCCGCCCCCCCUUCCACUCGUCUGGAAAAAGGGGAGGAAAAAUAAACGAGAGAGAGAGCGAGAGCCAACCGGUGGGCGCAGCCGCCUGCUCGCCAGAAGAGGACAAGGAAUGGCGCCGUGACCUUUUCGUUCCUGCGGUUGUUAAAAAUAAGUUCUGUUCUAUAACCAAACGGGUCUGGCACGGUGAAGGGGGGGGGGGCGUCUGUCUCACCGGUUUGGGGUCUAGGGUUUGAACAGCGGCAAAAAAAUGUGUUUCCCUAUUUAUAGGAUUAUUCCAUCCUUCUACCCGCCCCCCCCCCCUCCUCCCGGUUAUAUACGGUGACAGAGUUCUGAUAUAUUUUGCAUCUAAAAAUACUAAUAAUUAAAGAUAAGGACAGCGAUUCCAAUCAUUACUGCCGUAGUGGAUAUUAGACCCCGCCCCCAAUCCUUACCUGGGUAACGUCUAUUAGCACCACGCCGUGUUCCCUGCAGCCAUCAGAGGAGCAGAAAGCCAAACGUUCUGACUGGGGGGGGGUGGAAGAGUGCCUUGGGUGUGGAAAACGAGCGGUAGAAGCACAGCGGGCGUAGGAAGGGGGCGGAGCUCCCGUCGAGCUGCACAGGCUCUGGAGGCGGAGCGUCGGGGAGCCUUUGCACGCCGUCGCUCACCUCAGAGGUCGUUUGCGUCCUGAAAUGGCAACGAGAAAGCAGAAAUGCUCCCGAGGAGUCCGUGUUAAUGACGUCAAGAGGAGCGCUCACUUAGACGACUGGACCGGCCCCCCCAGACUAAACCAAAAUGUGUCAUUUGAGCUACUGGACUGUAAGUAAAAAUAAAUGUGAUAAACCCGAUUUGAACAGAGCUGUAAACACGUGUUGCAUUCGCGUGUCCUGAGAUGGCCAGAUGCAAACCGCUGGUUCAGGAGGAGAUUCACCGGUUUGAUGCUGAAAUAGCGGCGCUGUUCUCGUAGCCGCCGUCUCCACGCUCAUCUCGUGGUGUUUGUUUGUAGUCGGCGCGGAGGACGCGGUCAGCAAUGCGCUCGUCAUGCAAGUGCAGACGUGGUGGCAAAAACAAACCGGGACUAUUUGGUUGGUUUACUCUGCAUAUUCUGUUGGUUUUGAAAACCCAUCAACUGCGUUAUAGUUUAAAGAAAAAAACUUUGUCAGUGUUUUACGUUCUUUUGGAAAGGUACUUGCGCUGCUUUUUUAUUUUUUCCAGGUUUCACCUCCAUCUUCUUUUUUUAAUCGUUGCCUUUUCCUGCCGCCUGUAUGUUCCCCUCCACCUUGGGUAGUUGAUGAGCGCCCCUGGGUGGGGGGGUCGCUCAGGCCUAUGCAUUCUCUCAUACCUGUUUUUGUAAAAACAGGACAUCCAAUAAGAUGGAUUCAGUGUAUUCAAGUGUCGGGUUCUCUCACUGGGAAGUUGUCGUUUUCGCAGUCAGUCCCGACCUUCUUAUGAAACUUCUCACAACUGAGAUUAAAAACUUAAUUCCUCA